GACACUUGUUCAUACUGACAACUGGCUGGCUGGCUGAGCUGAGCACUGAAAAGUAUAGGAACAUGUCAAUGACCAAUGCGCAAGCGGAAGUUUAACUGUUGACCACCUUUCAUUGAAACUGGACACGCUGAUUCGAGGCACUCGCCCUAGCUGAACUCGGACUGGGAGGCAAUACUGUAUGAAUGGGUGCAAAGUUGACAUCACUUUUAGUCUCAUGGUCUAGUUUCCUACAUGUUAGUCUACUGUAGAUAACAUUUGGAGGAGUUAAUCGACAUGCAUUAGAAGAGGAGAAACACAACUUGCUGGGCUGGUGGACUGGACAGAGGAAGAUUCCGUGAGAACACUCGCAGGGCGCGUAUGGAUUACAUGUAAAGCCAGGGUUGGUUUCGCUGCUAUCUGAGGGAAAGUCAUUCGAGUAGUGCAUUUUCAGGAGACCAUGGACAGACUCGCUUCCGUGCCAGAGGGAUUCCGUUCAGCCUGGAUUGAUGUUGGAUUUACCCGGGACUCCCAGAGCUCACAGCCGUGGAAUGGAGAGUGAAAUACGCGCAAAAAAAUAGGCUAUUUAUAUGAUUGGUGUCAAAUGUAUUUAUGUCCUGGGUAUCAUGGUUUAUUUUCCCAACAAUCGUAAAUAAACUACUUGGAAUCUUGUGAUAAACUUCAAACAGUGGAUACUUCUAAAAGGAGCGCUUUGGUGACACAUUUGUGGAUCUAUUGAAUUAGGCUAUGCACGGAAUUCCACUGUCAAAUGACAGUUUCAAAGACGUUUGUUUUGUUUCCACUUUGUCGCCUCUCUUUCUUUCAUUUCAUCCAUCCACCGUAUCACUCCGUUAACCAGGUUAGAGCCUGAGAGAAAGAAAGCCUCCGUCUCUUAUAGCGCGCCCACACGGGUACCGGGGUCGGGAUGUGGGGUGGCCGAGGUCUCCCAAUGUCUGUCACCGUGGUUGUGACUCUGCUCCUGGUUAUUAUUGACGUUAAGGCGAGUGGAGAGUACUGUCACGGUUGGCAUGACACCCAGGGCACCUGGAGAGAGGGCUUUCAGUGCCCGGAGAAGUUCGAUGGUGAGGAUGCCAUCAUCUGCUGCGGAAAAUGCGAGCUCCGGUACUGCUGCUCCAGCACUGAAGCACGGCUGGACCAGGGGACUUGUGACAACGACAAGCAAGCCCAGGAACCGGGCACCGACAGCAAGAACAAGGAUACGGGCGCAGUACCCAUCUACGUUCCCUUCCUGAUCGUGGGCUCUGUAUUCGUGGCCUUCGUCCUGGUGGGUUCCGUGGUUGCCGUGUGCUGCUGCCACUGUCUCCGCCCCAAACAGGAACUGUCAUCAGGGGGCGGGGGAGGCGGGUCUGGCGGCGGCCAUCUCCUUGAGACCAUUCCCAUGAUGGCCAGUGUGGGCACGUCUCGCGGUUCCUCCUCCCGCCAAUCAAGCACGGCCACCUCGUCCAGUUCUUCUGCCCCUCCUGCCCAGGCACCUCGCCCGGCUCCCCAGCCCAUGAUGCGCACCCAGGCCUCCUGCUGUCUGCCUACAGACGCCAGUGUGUUCGUCAACAUGCCCACCAACUUCUCUGUGCUCAACUGCCAGCAGGCCACCCAGAUCAUGCCCCACCAGGCACAGUUCAUCCACCCCCAGUACAUCGGCUACGCCACCCACCACAUGUCCCCACCCCAGGGGGUCUACCUGGACCCCACCCAGGGGGGCUACAGACAGCUGCAGUCCCCCUACCCCCCACCCACCAGUGCCACCAGUGAGCAGAAGUACCCUCCAGUAACAGUUUGAGGAAGGGGCCAUUUUGUGGACUGUGUGUAACAGACCUUGUGAGGACUUUGUGGAACUCUGCCAGAAAAUCUUAGGGGGAUUGCGUGAGAAAGCUUAUGGAGAUUGCAUGAGAAACCUUAUGGGGACAUUGGGAGCUCGCCAGCUUGGAGAGAGAAUGAUAUGGACUCAGGCUCACACAGAGGACUUGUAAAACCCAAGCUGGGAUCUGUGCCUGACCAGCCACAGUGAGUUGUCUGUCUGUCCUACAUCCCACUGGGCACACACUGGUUGAAUCAACGAUGUUUCCACGUCAAUUCAAUGAAUUUACGUUGAACCAACGUGGAAUAGACGUUGAAUUGACGUCUGUGCCUAGUGGGAUAUGUAUGAUAUGUAAAGGUUUGGCAAACAUUGCCUCAGGGUAAUGAUUCUGACUGAGUCGACCUCACCCCAAGAUAGAGUAUGCGAGGACAAGAAAGGGGUAUAUCUGUCUGGUUGUCCUCAUUCAAGAAAACACAAUCACAUAGAGGGGUGAUGCUACUCACCAUGGCCAACGACUCUCAGCACGUACGUAUGCGUGUUUAACAUCGGUGUAGCAUUGUUGUAUGUGUAAAUGAGUGAAUGAGUGAAUGUGUGUAUGUACAGUACAGCACAGUACGGGUGGUGAGGGUGCUGUGUCUAGUGUGUGUG
Molecule: messenger RNA, 2440 nt
Organism: Coregonus clupeaformis (lake whitefish)
Lineage: Eukaryota; Metazoa; Chordata; Actinopteri; Salmoniformes; Salmonidae
Product: protein shisa-2-like
Exons: 2
Coding region: 902-1774 (290 amino acids)
Source: RefSeq, a predicted model, not a curated record